AUGGAGGAGAAAGAGAUGCAUGGGGAAGACAGCAAGAGACGAGACGUGGGGGGAGAGCGAGAGACGAGACACGGGGAGAGCGAGAGAGAAGAGAUGCGGGGAAGAGCGAGAGAAGAGACGUGGGGGAGAGCGAGAGAGACGAGACGCGGGGAGAUUAAUUGUAUUUUGGAAAUAAUUAUAUUUAUUUAUACCAGAGAUGCAGCAACGUACCUGGAGAAUGGCAGGGACAGAAUAGGACGCGUUUAUAAGAAAGCCAUCUACAAACAAUUCACUGAUGGCCAGUACACAAAGGAGGUCGGUAAACCAGCCUGGCUGGGGUUUCUCGGGCCAAUCAUUAUGGCAGAGGUUGGCGAUACAAUCAUUGUGCACUUAAAGAAUAUGGCUUCCAGACCGUAUACUAUGCACCCACAUGGGGUGUCCUAUGGAAAGGAUUCAGAAGGCGCCCUUUAUCCAGAUGGAACCAGCAAGGCCAACAAACGUGAUGACGCUGUUCCUCCUGGCGGACAUUACACCUACACCUGGAUUGUUAAACAGGAAUAUGCACCAACAUCUGGAGACCCCAACUGCCUGACCUGGAUCUACCACUCUCAUCUUGAUCCAGUCAGAGAUAUUGCAAGUGGACUGAUAGGGCCACUACUGACCUGUAAAAAAGGGAUACUAGAUAAGUCUUUAAACCGUUUGGAUGUAGACAAGUAUUUUGUGCUGAUGUUUAAUGUUGUGGAUGAGAAUGUCAGCUGGUACCUGAAGGAGAACAUCCAGACCUAUUGCUCCAAGCCAGACACUGUAGACGUGGAUGAUGAGGACUUUAAGGAGAGUAAUUACAUGCACUCGAUCAAUGGAUUUCAGUUCGGUAACCUGCCAGCUGUGGACAUGUGCCUGGGUGACUCUGUGUCUUGGCAUUUGUUUGGAAUUGGGAAUGAAGUAGACAUCCACUCUGCAUACUUCCAUGGUCACACCGUCACUAACAAAGGACAUCGGAUGGAUGUCAUUAACUUAUUUCCCGCCUCUUUCGCUGCAGUGGAAAUGGCCCCAUCAACUGCUGGAAAGUGGAUGAUAAGCUGCCAAGUAAAUGACCACAUUAAAGCUGGAAUGAUGGGCCUGUACAGUGUUGGGGCCUGUGGAAAGUCUCCCGCCACUUUUAAGCCUGAAUCUGCGAGAAAAUACUUUAUUGCUGCAGAGAAGAUCAUCUGGAAUUAUGCACCAGGGAACGUUGACAGAUUUACUAACCAGGCUUUAGACACUCCAGGGAGUAACUCAGCGACCUAUUUUGCAAAGAGCAGCGACAGGAUUGGGGGAUCUUAUGUGAAGGCUCAUUACACAGAGUAUACGGAUGAAUCAUUUACUACUAAGAAGAACCGCUCUAAAGAGGAGGAGCAUCUCGGAAUACUGGGCCCAGUCAUCAAAGCUGAAGUGGGCGACACCAUCAUGGUUGUGUUUUCCAAUAUGGCUGGCAGGAACUACAGCAUGAUGCCUCACGGGGUGUCAUUCAGCAAAGAUUCAGAGGGUGCGCCAUAUGUAGAUGGAGUUGUGAAAGAAGGAUCUCACGUAAAACCAGGAGAAACCUUCACGUACACCUGGAAAGUCCUAGAAGAAGAUGGACCUACCGACAAUGAUCCGAAUUGCCUGACUUACCUCUACUAUUCAGCAGUUGACCCAAUAAAGGACACUAACUCUGGACUGGUGGGUCCUCUGCUGGUCUGUAGAAAAGGCUCUCUACUCUCUAACAACACACAGGUACAGAUAGAAAAAACAUAUGUUCUGCUAUUCACAGUCUUUGAUGAAAAUGUAAGCUGGUACUUGGAUGAAAAUAUUAAGAUGUUUUCUACAAAUCCAUCAGCCAUUAACACAACCGAUGAGGAAUUUCUGGAAUCAAAUAAAAUGCACGCUGUUAAUGGCUACAUGUUUGGAAACCUGCCCGGUCUUAUCAUGUGCCGGUUGGACAGGGUCUCCUGGCACCUGCUGGGAGUGGGCACAGAGGUUGACAUACACGGAACCUACUUCCAACAAAAUAAUCUUAACCUGGGCGGAAUAACUAGAGAUUCCGUCAGUCUAUUCCCGCACACAGCGGUCACGGCGCACAUGCAGCCAGAAGAAGCCGGUGUAUUUGAAGUGGGCUGUCAGACUGCAGAUCAUUAUGUCAGUGGGAUGAAACAUAUGUAUACAGUACAGGCAUGUGAUAAAUCUACCACAAAGAAACGCCGGUAUGAAACUACGAGAAACUAUUUCAUCGCAGCAGAGGAGGUGGAAUGGGACUAUUCCCCCAGUAGGGUCUGGGAAUUUGAGAAACAUAACAUCACUGAUCCUUCGCAAGAACAAGAAAGCCAUGGGGAAAUUUUUGUUACAUCAGGAGAGAACCGCAUCGGAUCUAAGUACAAGAAAGCGGUUUACAGGGAAUACACAGACGGACGGUUCACGGUGCUGAAGCAACGGACCCCAGAGGAGGAACAUCUGGGAAUACUGGGUCCAAUCAUACGAGCAGAGGUGGGAGAGAGUAUACUAAUCAUGUUUAAAAACAAAGCCACACGUCCAUACUCCAUAUAUGCGCGCGGUGUCCAGGUGGUGAGUCCUGGUGGCGGAAGCACAAUUCAAGCCACACAACCAGGAGGAAUAAACACUUAUAGAUGGAAUGUUCUAGAAAGAUCUGGACCAGGGAGUAAUGACCCAGAUUGUAUAACGUGGGCUUAUUAUUCCAAGGAAGAUUUUGUGAAGGAUUUGUACAGUGGCCUGGUGGGACCAUUAUUAACCUGCAGGAAAGGUGUGCUAAACAACAAGGGACUGAGGAAGGAUAUUUGCCGGGAAUUCGCUUUACUGUUCCUGGUGUUUGAUGAAAACACAUCGUGGUACUUGGAAGAAAAUUUACAACAUUAUAUUCACAAAAACCUCAGCGAUAUCACUAAUACAGAAGAAUUUGAGGAAAGCAACAAAAUGCACUCAAUAAAUGGAAAGAUCUAUGGAAACCUCCAUGGGCUGACCAUGAGUGAAGGGGACAAGACCAACUGGUACCUGCUGGGGAUGGGAAAUGAAGUUGACAUACAUACUGUACAUUUCCAUGCUGAGAGCUUCAUUUAUAAGAAGGACAAGGCGCACCGAGCAGAUGUGUUUGAUCUCAUCCCCGGGACAUUUCAGACAAUAGAAAUGGUCGCGAUUAACCCUGGUACCUGGCUGCUGCACUGUCAUGUCUCGGAUCACAUUCAAGCUGGCAUGGAAACGACAUUUACUGUGAAGCCACGCUCAGACCAAGUGAAAAAUUAGGACCAGUCUAUCAGAUUCUGUUAGCGUGGUUUGAAUAAAGCUCUCAGAAUUCUCCAAUCGAUUGAUACCGUCCUUUUGGAACCGUUUAUUCUAAUACCGACACAGCAGUACAAUGAGAAAGAUGCAUUACAGCAAUAUUUACAACAAAGCAUAUAUGAUAUCCUGACCAUGAUACACUGCAGGAUCACAGGAAGUGCCUGGUGAUAGCCUGUAUGUAGUCAAAGUUUAAUGCUACAUGUUGAAAUAUUUGGAGAUGUGUCUGUGUGCCCAGAAAUAUGAGAGGACCAAGAGGUUCAGCUAUUGAUUUUCUUCAGUUUUGUUGCGGGAUUUAAAGCUGUGAUUUAUGUUUAAAGGCAAGAGAUGUAGGGGGUCAUUCUGAGUUGAUCGCUCGCUAGCAGUUUUUAGCAGCCGCGCAAACGCAUUGUCUCCGCCCACCGGGGAGUGUAUUUUUGCUUUGCAGAAGUGCGAACACCUGUGCCGCAGAGCGCCUACAAAAUGGUUUUCUGCAAAACAAGAGUAGCCCUGUAGUUACUCUUCGUGUGCGUUGAUUCUAACGAUGGAGGGACGGCUUUUGACGUCACACACCCGCCCAGUGAACGCCCAGCCAUGACUACGUUUUUUCUGCCACGCCUGCGUUUUUCUAAGCACUCCCUGAAAACGGUCAGUUGACACCCAGAAACGCCCACUUUCUGUCAAUCUCCUUGCGGCCGGCUGUGCGAUUGGAAUCGUCGCUAGAACCAGUGCAAAACCACAAUGGACUUUGUACCCAUACAAUGUGCGUGCGCAUUGCGGAGCAUACGCAUGCGCAGAUUAGCCGUUUUUUCCACUGAUCGCUAUGCAGCGAACAACGGCAGCUAGCGAUCAACUCGGAAUGACCCCCGUAGUUACUAAAACAGCUAAUUGAUAAAUAAACCCAAGGUUGUUUUAUGACAAGUCAAAUGAUAAGGUUUCCUAUAUCUCUCGAUAUGAGGGGUGAAUGAUAAUAGUGAAGCAAAUCAAUUAUUAACUAUUUAAUGGCAAACAACUUGCAAAGUCUAACCAGUAAUGUAAUUCCUUUCUCACUCUGAAUUCAUGAUAUUCAAAUUCACAUCAUUAAAAUAAAGAU
Molecule: messenger RNA, 4357 nt
Organism: Pseudophryne corroboree (corroboree frog)
Lineage: Eukaryota; Metazoa; Chordata; Amphibia; Anura; Myobatrachidae
Product: ferroxidase HEPHL1-like
Exons: 20
Coding region: 1-3252 (1083 amino acids)
Cellular component (GO): plasma membrane
Molecular function (GO): signaling receptor activity; copper ion binding; oxidoreductase activity
Source: RefSeq, a predicted model, not a curated record